UAGAAACAGCGGAUAGUCGACAAACAACCAAUAUAUUUUAAUUUAARAUAAAUUAAUUAUGAUGAAUACAAGUGAAGAGGAAUUCACAAAUUCUGACGCCUGGCUGUCGGAGCAACUUUUCGCACAAUUAAAAGAAUUUAAUUCUGAUUACAGAGAAAAAUCCGUUAUAGAUUCAUCGACAACAUUUACAUUUCCUUCCGGAAGUCUUAGUUGCAUAACAGAGGAUGAACCCCAAGAUUUAACCAAAACAAGACUGGAAAAUUAUGAAUCGGGUUUCAAGUUACCAACAACAACAAACAUUACUCCAUUCGAUAUAAAUGAUGUUCUUGAUUUGAGCAAUAUUACUGGUAGAGGCACAGAACCGGCUUUCUUGGAUUUGGUGGGGACAGUGCCAUUAACACCAUUCGCCACACCAAUCCCCGAGCCAAUAGUAAUGGUUAAUGAAACAGUGAAACAAACAACGGGGUCAUUCGAUGCAACAGAAGAAGAAUUGAAACUUUUGCAAUUCCUGGAGACGCAACCCCAAAGUAGUCCGCUUGAUACUAAAUUAUAUAUUCCGCCCGAUGUUCCACCAUCAGCUUAUCGAAUUGUGAAGUGUUCCAAUUGCAACUGCCUCUUUGAUAUCAUAUCUUUUCAAUCUCACAUAUGUGAUUACGAUGAACACCAUAAUCUAAUCAUCCCCCCAGCUGCAUCUACACCUAUUAAUAAGCCCAUCAAGGAAGAACCACUAUUGCCACCGGAACCGGCAUGCAUUCGAUUAUUGCGCGAAAAUCAGAUACGCAUUCGGCGUUUCUUAAAAGAUGAACUUAAAUAUGAUGUUAAUGCGUCAAUAAAUAACAAUUUAAACAAUUCGAGUAGUACUUUAGGUAAUACAUCAAAUACAUCGACAGGCUCGACAUCAUCGAAUACUGCUAGCAAAAAGCAAGAUGGUCCUCAUGAGUGUACACUAUGCGAGCGUAAAUUCGUGCAUGCAUCAGGCCUGUUGCGGCAUAUGGAGAAACAUGCAAUGGAUCUUAUACCAACCCCAGGCGCUUCGUCAGGUGGUAAAACGACUUCAUCACAAUGUAGCUCCUUACAGAGUGUUAAUGGACUGCGUGUUGUCAUUAAGUGUACUCUUUGUGGAAGAGUAUUCUUUGAGCCAUUUGCUGCUUUCAAACAUUUAUGUUCCCACUUUCCCGGAAGUAUGCAGGAAGAAAAAGAAUUCGAUAAUUGUGCUGAAAUUCCGUACGAAUCCUAUGUAGACGAUGCUAUGAAUUUUUUGAAGAUGGAGAUCAAUAAUUGUGCGGGGCCGCUAACAGUUCACGGAGAUAAAUCACCUGUUUACCUCAAAAUGGUUAUUUUAAGUUGUAUUUUGCAGUGUGAAUUUUGUGAUUUUGUUUUCUCGGAAGUAUCCUAUUUAUUUGUACAUUCCGCUUGCCAUUUGCCUGAACGACGUUUUGAAUGCUUUUCAUGCGAUAUUCAUAUGCGCACGUCUAAAGAAAUAUGUGCGCAUUGGCAAGCUGAGUGUGUAUUUAUGCGAGAAAAUCUUAAGGUGCAUCAAGCUUCUACACAGCGUUACUUUGUUUGUAAUGUUUGCGAGAAUAAGUUUCAAUCCCUUGAUCAGUUGCAUGAGCAUAGAUAUACAGCUUAUCAUUUUUUUCCACGUUUGAACAAAUGCCUUGGUGUACUGCAACUACCUUGUGAGUACUGCGAUGUUGUAUUUGAGUUUGCGCAAGAAUGUGUUGCCCAUUAUGAAGAAAAGCACUAUAAGAAGUAUAAACGCGAUAAAGAUGGAACUGGUUCUUCCAGUAAAACCCGCCAAUACUUAUGUGAUAUGUGCGGAAAAUCAUAUACCCAAUCCAGCCACUUAUGGCAGCAUUUGCGUUUUCAUCAAGGCGUAAAACCCUUUGCUUGCAAGGAACCUGGUUGUACACGUAAAUUUACCAUUCGUCCUGACUUGAAUGAUCACAUUCGCAAGUGUCAUACUGGUGAACGUCCUUAUCAUUGUUUGGUGUGCGGCAAACGCUUUUUAACUGGCUCCGUUUUCUACCAGCAUCGUCUUAUACAUCGUGGCGAACGACGUUAUGAAUGUGAAGAGUGUGGUAAACGUUUUUAUCGUGCAGAUGCACUUAAGAAUCACCAACGAAUACAUACUGGUGAAAAACCAUUUGGUUGCCUGUUUUGUACAAAGAAUUUUCGUCAACGCGGCGAUCGAGACAAGCAUAUAAGGGCUAGACAUUCGCACCUGGAUGCGAACGCGCGUUUAAUGAUGCAAAUGCAAAAAUUACAGUUGGAAGCAGCGGCAGCUGCCGCUGCAGCUCAAGCAGUAGUUCAACAGCAGCAUGCCAAUAAUGCUGCAAUUAGUAUGAGUGGCAUACCCACUGUAACACCAACUCUUAUGAGUAUGCCGUCUGUAAGCAAUGAUGUAAUUGAUGGCCUAGAACCGUCAUUAGAUCCGAAUGAAGUUGUUAUGAUCGGAAAUGUAGCUUUUCCAAAAAGCAUGUUUGAAUCCAUUAUUCCGGACAUUGAUGAAGAGUCUGCACUUAGAGCCAUGGAGCAGUUGCAAUAGAAAGACAGAUAAUUUCUGUGAUAAAUACACCUAUAGAUGUAAUAUGCUUAAUACUAUUUAAUGAUGUCGCAAGAUGCCUCUUUGCAUUUCAAUUCUUUCUUUGUAUAUCAAUUAAUUUAUUAUAGUAUUUGAAUGAAC
This is a messenger RNA of Bactrocera latifrons, 2686 nucleotides long. RefSeq names its product testis-specific zinc finger protein topi. The coding region runs from base 59 to 2548 and encodes 829 amino acids. Gene Ontology annotation, molecular function: RNA polymerase II cis-regulatory region sequence-specific DNA binding; DNA-binding transcription activator activity, RNA polymerase II-specific. Lineage: Eukaryota; Metazoa; Arthropoda; Insecta; Diptera; Tephritidae. The transcript has 5 exons. Gene Ontology annotation, biological process: regulation of transcription by RNA polymerase II. The record is from RefSeq and is a predicted model, not a curated record. Gene Ontology annotation, cellular component: nucleus.